Molecule: messenger RNA, 591 nt
Organism: Ustilago hordei
Lineage: Eukaryota; Fungi; Basidiomycota; Ustilaginomycetes; Ustilaginales; Ustilaginaceae
Exons: 1
Coding region: 1-591 (196 amino acids)
Source: RefSeq, a predicted model, not a curated record
AUGGAAGAUAAGUGCUGGUCUGACAGAACAGAAUGGUGCCCAACAAGAGUGCAGUUGCUGCCAGCACUAGCAGAUGAAGCAGAUCUCAGUGAUUUAGGGUACACGAAUGAAAAUCUUUUUGAUGAAAAGGAGAGGGAGCCCCAUGACGAGUAUCUGAACAUGAAUGCAACCAAAGGGUCAAAUGGUGAAGAGGACUUUAUUGAGGAUAUGGCAAGAUAUACAAAGAACGAGACCGACUCCGAAAUGCAGGCCAACAACCCAAUUCUCAGGUUCAUGGUAAUGAGCAAUGAUAGACAAAGGAACCUAGAUCCAACUGUAAGUGAGGCCUUAUCUGGAGAAGACAGAAAACAUUGGGAAGAAGCAAUGUGUAAAGAGUUGGAUGGACUCAGAGCUAUGGGUACAUGGGAAAUCACCAACCUCCCAAAGGGGAUGAAUGCUGUUGACAUGCAUUGGGUCCUAAAAAUUAAGAUGGAUGCAGAUCUAAUCCCAACAAAAUUCAAGGCAAGAUUGGUAGCUCAAGGGUUCAUGCAAAGAGAGGGAAUUGAUUAUACAGAGGUGUUUGCACCUGUGGCACCUAUCCAAUCUAUCUGA